AGCAUGAAUACGACCGGAAAUGUAGGGUGUUUGUAACUAAAUCAAAAACGUAAAAAUAAUUAUUUGAGAAAACACCAACAAACUUACCUUAACACAUUUUAUCCAUGUGUGUCAUCUGAUAUUAGCCAUAUAGUAGUUUAAUAAGAUUUUUAUUUUGUUUCUUAAAUCGGAAGCUGUCAUCGUUAACUUGACGCUGGUCAACAACAGCUGCAUUGUAGAAACCAGGCUGAAGGAUUUGGCGAAGUGACAUGCACGUCAACCUACCUGUAUGAGGUUCGGAAAGUUGUGUGUGUGUGUGCGGUGCUGUCCGCUGCUCGUCCAGCAGUGUGCUGCCGUCUCUGAAUAGGAGCACCAUGGCAAUGUGGAUCCAGGCCCAACAGCUGCAGGGUGAGGCCUUGCACCAGAUGCAGGCGCUGUAUGGCCAGCACUUCCCAAUCGAGGUGCGACACUACCUGGCCCAGUGGAUUGAAUGCCAGCUCUGGGAUUCAGUGGAGUUGGACAACCAAGCAGAGGAAGCCAAAGCUAAGCGUCUGCUGGACAACCUGGUGGCCGAGCUGCAGAAGAAAGCCCAGCUACAGGGAGGAGAGGACGGCUUUCUGCUGAAGAUCAAGCUGGGCCACUACGCCAACCAGCUCAAGAGCACUUAUGACUGCUGUCCUUUGGAGCUGGUGCGCUGCAUUAAACACAUCCUGCACUCAGAGCAGAGGCUGGUUCAAGAAGCUACAAAUGCCAGCACUGGUAGUGGGGUGCAGGCCAUGGACAGCCUGUCACAGCGACACCAGCAGAUCAACCAGGCCUUUGAGGAGCUCCGUCUGGCCACACAGGAGACUGAGAAUGAACUGAGAAAGCUGCAGCAUAGCCAGGAAUAUUUCAUCAUCCAGUACCAGGAGAACCUGCGCAUCCAGGCCCAGUUGAGCAGCCUGUCUUCCCUGACUCCAGCUGAGCGCACCCAGCGGGAGACCACCCUACAGACCAAGAGGGCCACUGUGGAGGCCUGGCUCACCAGAGAGGCCAUCACACUCCAGAAAUACAGGCUUGACCUGUCGGAGCAACACCAGAAGACCCUGGCCCUGCUGAGGAAGCAGCAGAAUCUGAUCCUGGAUGAGGAACUCAUCCAAUGGAAGAGAAGGCAGCAGCUGGCUGGCAACGGGGGUCCUCAUGAAGGGGGGCUGGAUGUCCUCCAGUCUUGGUGUGAGAAGCUGGCUGACCUGAUCUGGCAGAACCGGCAGCAGAUCCGACGCUGUGAACAUCUAACCCAGCAGCUUCCUCUGCCGGGUCCAAUGGAAGAGCUGCUGAGCAAACUCAACGCUGACAUCACUGAUAUCAUCUCCGCCCUAGUUACCAGUACCUUCAUAAUUGAAAAGCAGCCGCCCCAGGUUUUAAAGACCCAGACCAAGUUUGCAGCCACAGUGCGCCUUCUGGUGGGCGGGAAGCUCAACGUCCACAUGAAUCCACCCCAGGUCAAGGCUGUCAUUGUAAGCGAGCAGCAGGCCAAAGCUCUGCUGAAGAAUAAGAGCACACACAGUGAAAGCAGUGGAGAAAUCCUGAACAACAACUGUGUAAUGGAGUAUCACCAGGCCACUGGCACCCUCAGUGCACAUUUCAGAAACAUGUCACUGAAGCGGAUCAAGCGUUCGGACCGUCGAGGUGCAGAGUCAGUGACGGAGGAAAAGUUCACAGUUCUGUUUGAAUCACAGUUCAGCGUCGGGGGCAACGAGCUGGUCUUCCAUGUCAAAACCUUAUCACUGCCUGUGGUAGUGAUCGUCCACGGCAGUCAGGACAACAAUGCCACAGCCACUGUCCUGUGGGACAACGCCUUUGCGGAGCCGGGCAGGGUGCCGUUCAUCGUGCCAGACAAGGUGCAGUGGCCCCAGCUGUGUGAGGCCCUCGAUAUGAAGUACAAGGCAGAGAUGCACAGUGGGCGUGGCCUCUCAGAAGAUAACAUGGUCUUCCUGGCACAGAAAGCUUUCACAAGCAGCAGUAACAACCCUGAGGACUUUCGCAACAUGACUAUGUCCUGGGCCCAGUUCAACCGGGAGAGCUUACCUGGACGCAACUUUACCUUCUGGCAGUGGUUUGAUGGAGUCGUAGAGCUCAUGAAGAAACAUCUCAAGCCUCACUGGAAUGAUGGCGCCAUCCUGGGCUUUGUAAACAAGCAGCAGGCACAGGACAUGCUGCUGUCCAAACCCAACGGCACCUUCCUGCUGCGAUUCAGUGACUCUGAGAUUGGAGGCAUCACCAUCGCCUGGGUGGCUGAGAACCCGAACAAAGCAGGUGAGAGGCUGGUCUGGAAUCUGUUGCCUUAUACAACCAAGGACUUCUCCAUUCGUUCCCUGGCUGACCGCAUCAGUGACCUGAACCACCUUCUAUUUCUCUACCCUGACCGGCCCAAAAACGAGGUUUUCGCCAAGUACUACACCCCUCCACUCUCAAAAGCAGUGGAUGGAUAUGUCAAACCACAGAUCAAACAAGUUGUGCCAGAAUUCACAACGCCGAACCCUGAACCCAGUGGAGGAACUACGUUCAUGGACCAAACAGCUUCUCCCUCUGUGAGCCACCCAAACAACUUUGGUGUCUACCCUUCUAUGAGUGACACCAUGUUGGAUGCAGAUGGAGACUUUGACCUGGAGGACACGAUGGACGUGGCCCGCCACGUGGAGGAGCUGCUCCGCAGGCCUAUGGUCAACCAGUGGAGCAGUCCGCCGUCGGGAACCUGAAACCUGAACCUACUGCACACCUUCAGGUCUUCUCCAUCUUCUCCAACAGCCAUAACUGCAACCAAGGCAAAACAUCUCCUGUGUUAAUCAGUCACUCUGUCAGAUCCACAUCACAAUUGAGUUUUAUACUUGCCAUCGUGUCUCUGUAGAGAAAGUAAACCUACCAUCAAAAGUCAAUGUUACCGACAUUUGACAGAGGCAGGUUGUUCAUGUUCUCUCCCCGUUUCUCAGGGUUAACGUGUUAAGUUGGUUUGGCUCAAUGGGUUUUAGACAAAAAGACAUGUUAGGUAAGGUUUUAGCUAAGCUUUGCAAUUUAUAUAUGCCUAAUGAGCUUUUAGCUGGCAAGGGGAGACUUUUGCAUUUUAAAAAUAGAGUAGACAAAGUUGCUUAUCUUAAAAAUAAUUUUAACAAGGAUGAGUUUAUUGCUUUUUAAGUUGUUGUAAGAGAAUGAUUUGAUUUUUUUUCUUUUAAAUGUUACAUAGUCUGGUUUUAUGUACUGAAAAUGGAAUUUUAAGUCUGUCAUUGCUAUUGUUGCGUUCGUGGUGGUGCUUUUUGUAUAAUAUUUUAUAUAACCGCCAAUGUCAUUGUUCUACCCUGAUUUAAAGCAAAAUUUUCAAAUGUCAUAGAUGCCAUAUUUAGUCUCAUAAAGUCGAUAACUGCUUAUUGAUUUUAACACUUCCACAAAUCAGUUUUUUUGUCAGUUGAGUCUGGUAUACUAUGAUCAUUUUAAGUGAUAUGAUAUUUUUUUAAGUGAUAUUUUGUCAUUAUUUGUACCUUACAUAAUAUCCUAAUAUCCAUUAGAACAUGGAAUGCAUCCUAGGGGCAGUAAAUAUUGGCACAUUAAAAUGGCAAAAUCAUUCUCACUUACCAAUGUCAGAUCAGUUACAUGUUACUGUACCUGAAUUUACUAAAUACAGAUGUUGUAGGCUAGUAAAUGCUCGGUGCCUUGGUGAAUGCUUAGCCUGGAAAUCAGACCAAUGUACCAGCUCAUGUGUCAUUUGCUCUGCCAGAUUCGUCGGGUUAUUCAAACAGAUUUUUGAAGAGCAACUGGACGGACCAAUCACAACCGUUUAUCUCACAUGGGGCGGGUUUAAAACGUCAUGCUUGAAUGCAGUUACAGAACGUAACCGUCAUUCUCCGUCCAAAACAGACCAAGCUCCGCCCUAACUUUCACGUGUCGCUCAGAGCAAUGUUGAUUUUGUUUUGCGCCGAUUGGUUGUAGGUCUAUUCAAUCCCGUCUAGAGGCAUUUUGGUUUGCUUCGUUGAUAAUGCCCCUUGAAAAUUGAAAAAGAAGUGAGAGGUGCAUUUGCUUAUUAGUCUGGCUAUGCCAGGCUAGAAUGUUUGUCCAACAUUUUAGAGAUUUGUUUUGGUCGUUUCAAUUUGAAGCGUGGAAAUAUUGAAAAGAUCCCUGACAGUCACCAGUUUUUACUGCCAUUUGUUUACUCAAAGUACUUAGAAAGUACUGAUUAAUUUAAUUUGUGUUGAAGGUGUACUCCAGUGAUUUAGUGUUUCACUUUCAUAAAGUUGGGGGAUUCAGGAGAGGCAUAUCUUUUUUUAAAGUUGUGAAAAUUUAUUUACCAUUGAUUGCCAAAAUUUCCCGACUUUAGUCCUUUGUGUAGAUCAAGCUCCGAAAACAAUGGAUAAUGCAACUCGGUGGCAUCUCUCUCCCCGGCAUGCCCAGGUCUUUCAAACUCUACAA
This is a messenger RNA of Perca flavescens (yellow perch), 4416 nucleotides long. Its product is annotated as signal transducer and activator of transcription 5B. Lineage: Eukaryota; Metazoa; Chordata; Actinopteri; Perciformes; Percidae. Gene Ontology annotation, molecular function: DNA-binding transcription factor activity; DNA binding. The record is from RefSeq and is a predicted model, not a curated record. Bases 354 to 2717 code for a protein of 787 amino acids. Gene Ontology annotation, biological process: regulation of DNA-templated transcription; signal transduction. The transcript has 19 exons.